Pecten maximus is the source of this 1642-nucleotide messenger RNA. RefSeq names its product sodium-dependent lysophosphatidylcholine symporter 1-like. The record is from RefSeq and is a predicted model, not a curated record. Gene Ontology annotation, cellular component: membrane. Gene Ontology annotation, biological process: carbohydrate transport. The coding region runs from base 1 to 1581 and encodes 526 amino acids. The transcript is spliced from 14 exons. NCBI's taxonomy places the organism in Eukaryota, Metazoa, Mollusca, Bivalvia, Pectinida, Pectinidae. Gene Ontology annotation, molecular function: symporter activity.
AUGUGGGCGGAGCCAAAGCUAUGUAUCCGGACAAAGGACCCCGGGCUGGAAAAACUGCCACUUGUUAUAGACGUGGAGGAAGUCAAGGAUGAAGACCGUCUCCCAAUAUGGAGGAAGAUCUGCUUCGCCAUCGGUGGGGCCCCCUAUCAGAUGACAAACACGGUCAUUAACUUCUUCCUCAGCAUCUUUCUUCUUGAGGUAGCACAGAUCCCACCUCUGUAUGUGUCCGUCAUUGUGUUCAGCGGUAAGGCGUGGGACGCCAUUACUGAUCCCGUGAUUGGAAUCCUGAUCAGUCGUACAAACACAAGAUUCGGCAAGCUCCGUCCAUGGAUUCUGUUUUCCACUCCUUUUGGAUGUGCUACCUACUUUUUCAUGUGGUAUGUUCCUCACGUCAGCGACGGAGGGAAACUGGGAUAUUACUUUGUCUUCUACUGCUUAUUCCAGGGAUUUUUGACGUGUCUCCACGUACCAUAUACGUCUAUGACCAUGUAUAUCACUGGUAGUCAGAAAGAGAGGGACUCGGCUACAGCAUACAGAAUGGUAUCAGAGGCCAUCGGGGUGCUGUUAGCAUCCGUAGUACAGGGCCAGCUUAUAAACAAGUACAGAAUAGCUGGUGACUGUAAGGACGUGAAGGCCACAGCAUCACCCGAGCAACUCGAAAAUCAGGAGAUGUCCUACAUAUAUGGCUCUGCUGUCAUGAUAGGGAUUUACCUGUUUUGCUCCUUAACGGUGUUUUUCGGCACGCGUGAAAAACAAGUAGGCAUAGUCACAGAUGAUAACGAAGAUUUCUGUUCCGGACUAAAGUUGGUGAUGGGUAGUAAAUCUUAUGUUCGCCUUUCCUUUGCCUUCCUCUUCAUUUCUCUAGCCAUAGCUGUCGUACAAGGUAAUCUUGCGCUAUUUACAACUCACGCCAUUCACUUAGGGGACUAUUUCUCUACAUUCAUGGUUGUCCUUUUAGCAACGUCUAUACUUUCGAUUCCUAUAUGGCAGAAAAUAUUAUUAAGAUUUGGUAAGAAAUCUACAUAUGCAGUUGGAAUAAUACUGUUUAUCCCGACGUUAUUGUCCCAGCUGUAUAUCACAGACAAUAUUUAUGUCUACUACGCCAUAUUGGUACUAGCAGGUUUCAGCGUGGCUGUCUCGUUAUUAUUACCGUGGUCGAUGCUUCCUGAUGUUCUGGAUGAAUUUAUGUUGGAGACGGGGCAACGAAAGGAUGCCAUUUUUUAUUCAUUUUACGUCUUUUUCAAUAAGUUAGCGGCCGGGUUGGCCCUAGGAAUUUCCCAGGUGGUUUUAGCGAUUGGCGGGUACCAGACUGGCGAAUGUCGACAGCCGGAGUCUGUAGGCCUAGCGCUACGUUUACUUAUUGUCCCUGGUCCUGUCAUCUUCUGUCUUGCCGCUCUUAUUUUCCUCUGGAUGUAUCCGAUCAACGAGGAUAGACGUAAACAAAUCCGCAGCUUGAUAGCAGAAAAGAAGAAGAAAAUGUCCAGACAGAAGAAGGAUGAUAAUUCGCCUCCUCCACCAGAUGAAGUUUUUCUAAAAAGUGCUAGUUAUGAUACCAUUGAUGAAUUCAGUACCGAAUGUUGAGUGUCAAUUUGUGACUGAGGAUAAGAAUUGUAUAAACAAAAGUUGUCAUUGAUGAAGAUUA